UAGUAACGCCGCGUCUGUCUUAGCCGGCGCACGCGCAGAUAGCACUCUAUAUAAAAGUCCAUGUGCCAUCAAGUCGAUCCAAUUACACACCAAACAUGACUGCAGAAGCAUCAAACCUGAGUGAUCUAUUCGUACAUGAUGACCAUGACCACGACCAUGAUCAUGGUCCCGAGGAUUCGGAUGGUGUGGUCCUCGCUAAGGGUGUCGCUAUGGCCGUUCUGUUCUGCGCUUCCAUGAUCUGCGGGCUGAUACCAUUGUUAUUGGCCAGGAAGCUGAGAUGGGUCUCCGCCGCGGAAGCCACCGAUAUGAAGUCCAAGAACAGAGUGAUUAUGAUACUCUUGUCUUUUGGAGGUGGUGUUCUGCUGUCUACAACCUUCCUCCAUGUAGUCCCGGAGGUCGACGAGGGGAUCCAAUAUUUACAAGAGAAUGGUAAGAUUGGAGAGCUGGAUUUCUCUUUGGCGCAGCUGCUUAUGUGCUGUGGUUUCUUCAUCAUGUAUCUGGUUGAAGAGAUAGUUCACAUGUACAUCCAUUACCGGGAGAAGAAGAAUGGAAGGAACGCUCCGCUAGUACGGAAUCUGAGCGUAAGGAGAAGUCGGGCGAGCAGCGAGGGAAAGGAGAACGGAGAGAAGAGUGUCACUACGUCCACCGCCGAUUUAAUAGAUCCAGCAUCAAUUAUAAAGGGAAAGGACAUUGAAAUAAAUGGCCAGGGUAUACAUAGCCACAGCCACGGCCAUGGCCACAGCCAUAUGCCAGUGACGUCAUCUGAUGACGUCACAUCCGCGCUGCGUGGUCUACUCAUUGUGCUGGCGCUCUCCAUCCACGAGCUGUUCGAAGGUCUGGCGGUGGGAUUGGAAUCCAGCACAGCCCACGUCUGGUACAUGCUGGGCGCGGUGUCGGCUCACAAGCUUGUGAUAGCUUUCUGUAUUGGAGUAGAAUUAAUAGCGACGCGAACAAAGACGUGGAUCGCAGUUAUAUACAUCACCACGUUCGCUAUCGUAUCACCGUUCGGUAUUGGCAUGGGUUUGGUGUUAGUGGGUGGUGACAGUGCUGCUGCUUCUGGUGUUUACUCUGUUGUGCUGCAAGGCCUGGCUUCUGGAACCCUACUCUAUGUUAUAUUCUUUGAAAUCUGGAAGAACGACAGGACUGGAAUACUGCAGUACAUCGCUGCUAUAAUCGGCUUCGGACUGAUGUUUGGAUUGAAACUUCUGACUGGUCACUCGCACAGUCACUCACACGAUGACAGUCACACUCACAGUCACAGUCACUCACACGACGCCGGACACCACGGUCAUAGCCACAAUUAAUUUAACUGAUAGUUUAAUAAUAACUUUAAGUUGUACAAAACUAGAUAAGUUAUGUUAUCGUAACGAUUGUUUGUGAACAUAUUUUUUUGUGAUCAGUCUAAUUAAGUAUUAAAUAAUUAUAUAGUAGUAAGUUAAAGCAUCAUUUGAUUAAUUCAGUAUUUUUAUUGUUAUUAUCGCAUAAAACUAACAAAUCGUCUAGUCAAGUUAAUUAAGAUAACUGAGAUCGAAAUAAAUAGUGAGAAUAUUCACAUUUUAAUACACUCGUUAAUAUUCUGAACAUCACUUUUGAUUUAUUGAAAUAAUCUGUACACACGUAUGACAUUAUGACAGAAUAGUUCACUAAAUAUUGUAAGAAACACAUACUAGAAAAAAAAAAAUCUACCGACGUGUUAAAAUUAACAGUUAACGCAAAAAUGUAUCCGAUUUGUGACAAAGCUAUUCGUAUGUGAUAUUAUAUCGCGCUCACAAAAACAUUUCAAUAAUGUUACACAAACAUAAAUGUAUAUUUAGAGACGAUGCUGUAAACUGUAAAAUAUUUCAGUAUAAUUUUAAUGUAAAUUAUUUUUUUCUUGUAAAUAUAGUCUAUAUAAAUAUAUAAAAAAAUGUU
This is a messenger RNA of Danaus plexippus (monarch butterfly), 1911 nucleotides long. It is a transcript of the gene Zip89B, whose product is annotated as zinc transporter ZIP1-like. NCBI's taxonomy places the organism in Eukaryota, Metazoa, Arthropoda, Insecta, Lepidoptera, Nymphalidae. Gene Ontology annotation, cellular component: plasma membrane. Bases 96 to 1304 code for a protein of 402 amino acids. The transcript is spliced from 5 exons. Gene Ontology annotation, biological process: zinc ion transmembrane transport. The record is from RefSeq and is a predicted model, not a curated record. Gene Ontology annotation, molecular function: zinc ion transmembrane transporter activity.